AUGCCGAGUUCAAUCACACCUGAUGGUGGCCCCGAAGUGGCCAAAGUCGAAGAGCAAGACUAUUAUCAAUUGCUUGGCGUUGAGAAAACGGCGAGCGAGGCGGAAAUUAAAAGCGCUUAUCGGAAACUGGCGCUGAAAUACCAUCCGGAUCGGAAUCCUGGCGACACUCACGCGCAAGAGCAAUUCAAGCGUGUCUCGAUAGCCUACUCGGUGCUCAUCGAUCCCAACAAGCGACGACAGUACGAUGUCAGCGGUCCGUCGGAGAAUCAGCUCGAUUUUGAAGGAUUCGACAUUUCGGAGAUGGGCGGCGUCGGGCGUGUGUUCGGUGCGCUCUUCACAAAAUUGGGUGUGCCGAUUCCGACGCAAAUUGUGCCCAAAGUGCUCGCGCAGGCUCGCCAAAUCUGCCUCGGACAAGAAUGCGAGGUGUCGGCGAGAGAAUUGAACGCUGGCGAAGUGGUUUCAGCGAGUGUCUCGAAACAGAGUGCUCACUUUUAUGGAAUUGACGUCAAAGAGAGCUAUCAGAAGUUGGGAAUUAUGAUUGUGUGCAAGAGUCCGUCAUCCAGCAAGUUUAAGCUUGUGCUUUUCGAUAGAGAGGGAGGAGUUCGAUUAAUUCAGGAGAGCCAGAAGCGCGGAAAGGGCACCCAAGCUGAUAUGUUUUUUGUUCCAUACACGAUUGCCAAUAUUGGGGAAUUUAAUGCGAUGAAAUAUCACCUGGAAGACAAAGAAACUCCCCUCCCUUUCCAUUAUUUGGACACGUUUGAGACCCAGACUGCCCAGUUGUUGGAUACUAGGAAACAUUAUAUAUGUGUCUACGGUGAUAAUUGGAUCAAUGAUGUCAAGUACACGAUAUCGUUUAUACCGGUAUCGGAAGAAGCGAAAUCGAAUUUGGAAACGAUUACAGAGAUUGAAAAGGUAUUGGCUGAAAAGAAGACAGAGAUGCUGAAAUUCCAGAGAGAAUUCGCUGAAGCUAAACGAAAGUUUGAAGAGGCGGUUGCCAGGAUUAAAGAGGAGGAUAAAACGAUCACGGAAAACUUGAAAUUGCGUGAAAGCUUGUACGAUCAGGUCAUUGAGACGAGCCGAGCACCUUUCCAAAAUCAGGUUUCGCCUUCAAAAUCUUCGAAAGGAUUCUUGGGAAAAUGAUUCGCCGCUGCCGGUGUGCUGACCGUAUUAACAAUGAGCUAUAAUCAUCAACCGCGAACUAUAUAUCUGAUUCCGACGACGUGCGCGCGACCCUCGCGUCCGAUCGUCCGCCAAAAUGUGAAUUCAUCAGUGGCGGCUCGUCCGCAGAAACGCGUUCUCAGCUCAUCGGAACCCGAAGAUAUUGUUUCGGAGCUUCUCGGUGAGACUCAUGGCGCGCAGGGACCACGCAAACGCGAACGUUUGACACAUUUGACCGCCGAGCAGAAGCUCGACAGAAGGAAAUACAAAAAUCGCGUGGCCGCGCAAACCGCCAGAGACAGAAAGAAGGAACGAUCGCAAAAAAUGGAAGAAGUUAUGAAGAAACUCGUAAUCGAGAAUAAACGACUCCAAGAGGAAAAUGCGAGGCUUUUGGCAGAGAAUGAGCAGCUUCGCCGACAAUCGACAUCGACGCAGCAGCCUAUGUAUGCGCCAGUGUACACAGCGGCUCCGCAGCCUGCUUCGUACGUCACCGAUGAGACCCUUGAAUCAGCAGCAUUCAUUAAUGCACCCCAGCAGAGGGUCCAGGCUCAUCAACGACAUGUCGCCAAUGAAAACUUCGACAUCGUCGACGACAAUUGGGAAAUUGAAAAGAUCAUUGAAGACCUCAAGAACUCUGACGUCGACAUUGACAAGCUCAUCCAGGAUUUGCCGCCUUUCGAAGAGUCGCCGACAUGCUAUGCGUCGACCGCGCCGUAUCAAAAAUCUUCGUCGAGUGCCAUGACGUCGCCGUCGCUGACGACGACGACAAUGAAUCAAUGGGACGACGACGACAGUGCGGUGUUGCUCGGCGAUCCCUGCCUCGGCUUCCAACCAUCUCCAACUUGCUCAUCUUCAUCCUCAACAUUUAUUGAAUCGGAUAGCGAUUGCUGGGCGGAGCCCAUGGAAUAUCAGAACGUUAUCUAUGAUGGGACAUUUCCAAUAGAGUAG
Caenorhabditis bovis is the source of this 2106-nucleotide messenger RNA. The record is from the annotation of a GenBank genome assembly. Lineage: Eukaryota; Metazoa; Nematoda; Chromadorea; Rhabditida; Rhabditidae.